Molecule: messenger RNA, 1158 nt
Organism: Naegleria gruberi
Lineage: Eukaryota; Heterolobosea; Eutetramitea; Acrasida; Naegleriidae
Exons: 1
Coding region: 1-1158 (385 amino acids)
Source: RefSeq, a predicted model, not a curated record
AUGCCAAGACGACCAAUUGUGCCAAAUAAGCAAGCAAUCCUUAGUGCAUGUUUGCUGGUAGUUUGUUCGCUGCUGCUGAUAUUUACUUGUGUGCAUGUUACCUUUGUUGUAGGGUCUUCAUCAAGUAGUGGUGGUAAUGGAACGUUGAGAGAAUGGUUGGGUGACUUGAAUGAGCAAGCUGCUAGAUUACAAUCCACAGCUUUAAAAUUACAAGUUGCCAUUGCAGUUUUAAGUAAUUCUAACAAUACGGAAUCAAUCUUAACGAUAAGAAGUGCUCAAUUGAAGAAAAUUACUCAAGCUCUUAAUCUUAUCAAUCAAGAAAUUGUAAUUGUUAAUAGUGCUUGUAGUAAUUAUGAUGGACCUGAUUGUAACAUUCCUAUCUGUGAUUCAAAAUGUUUGAAUUGCUCAUCACCAGGAAAAUGUGUUUCUUGUUCAGGUAAUUGGACUGGACCUUCAUGUUCAAUUCCAGUGUGUGAUUCCAAAUGUUUGAACUGUACAUCACCUGGAAACUGUUCAGUAUGCUCUGGAAAUUGGAAUGGUACAACUUGUUCUACUUGUAAAAGUGGAUGGACUGGAACAAAUUGCGUAAACCAAACAGCAAUAUUAACCUCUGCUCAAAUGACAAGAUUUUCCAAUGAAAUAUUGAACAUGCCAAACUCUUUUACCAAAUUGCUUUUCAAGGCAUCCAGAGAUGGCUUUGCAGGAGAUAAAUUCCACUCGAAAUGUGAUAAUAAGGGUGCAACUGUUGUAAUUGUCAAGGCACAGUCGGGAGCAAUAUUUGGAGGUUAUACCAGUGUUUCAUGGAAUGUUCAAAAUUCUGGCUAUGUAUCAGACAAGUCAGCAUUUCUAUUUAGUUUAGUUUCUUCUACUGGAGUGGAAAGAUUUGCCAAAUUACCUCAACAAUAUUCAGAUUUCUAUAAGAGUGGGAAAACAAAUGGUGAAUAUGCAACAUAUCAAGUAUCAGGUCUGGGACCAACAUUUGGAGGAGGACAUGACUUAUUUAUUUCAAAUAAUUGCAACUCUAACUCUCUUAGUACUUCAAAUCUUUGUGCUUCCUAUUGUGAUGCAACAAUGUCAGUUAGUUCCACAACAGCAAAUGCAUACCUGGCAGGCACAAAAAAUUUCCAGGUUGAAGAUUAUGAAGUGUAUAAUUUGUAA